CGAAUCCUUUACCAAACAAAAAUCACCAUGAAGUGCGCCAUUGCCAUCGUCUUCGCCGCCCUCUUCGCCGUCGUCCUGGCCGCCCCCACUUCCGAUGCGGAUGCCACCAUCCUGCGCCUGGAGUCCGACGUCCAGCCCGAGGGCUACAACUUCGCUCUGGAGACCAGCGAUGGCAAGAAGCACCAGGAGGAAGGUCAGCUGAAGAACGUGGGCACCGAGCAGGAGGCCAUCGUGGUGCGCGGCUCCUACUCCUUCGUGGCCGAUGAUGGCCAGACCUACACCGUCAACUACAUCGCCGAUGAGAACGGAUUCCAGCCCGAGGGUGCCCAUCUGCCCAAUGUGCCCAUUGGCAACUAA
This is a messenger RNA of Drosophila teissieri, 357 nucleotides long. RefSeq names its product larval cuticle protein 65Ag1-like. The transcript is spliced from 2 exons. Bases 28 to 357 code for a protein of 109 amino acids. NCBI's taxonomy places the organism in Eukaryota, Metazoa, Arthropoda, Insecta, Diptera, Drosophilidae. Gene Ontology annotation, molecular function: structural constituent of chitin-based larval cuticle. Gene Ontology annotation, cellular component: chitin-based extracellular matrix. The record is from RefSeq and is a predicted model, not a curated record.